Aspergillus fijiensis CBS 313.89 is the source of this 4621-nucleotide messenger RNA. Its product is annotated as putative membrane-tethered transcription factor (SPT23). Gene Ontology annotation, molecular function: protein binding. The record is from RefSeq and is a predicted model, not a curated record. NCBI's taxonomy places the organism in Eukaryota, Fungi, Ascomycota, Eurotiomycetes, Eurotiales, Aspergillaceae. The transcript is spliced from 4 exons. The coding region runs from base 252 to 4478 and encodes 1408 amino acids.
CCCAGCCUGGUCUCAUUUACGGAUGCAUUCGUGAUACCGCUCGUUCGUCGACAAUAACUGAGUGCGCCCGCCUACUGCGGCUCCAGUUUAGCCCCAGUCACUCCUUGACAAUUCUACGCUCUUGGUUCCAUUCAGAGUUGGACUAGGGCGUCAAGGCAAGGCUUAGCCUGGAAGCAGCCUGCGAGGCUUGUUAAGGAGGAUCAUCGGCGUUUCCCUCCUGGUCACCUGCGGGCUAUUGUGAGGAUCGAAGGAUGGGAUCGGCAGAGGCUGUCUCUUCACCUGCUUUCCCUUUUCUGGAACCUGUCGUAGUCGACGACGAAAUGGGUAAUCCCUAUCAAGACACAGAUAUGGACUUCUUGGAUUCUGCAAGGUUACAGGUUUCGUCCGAAGGCGCGGGCAGGGAUUUCGAUGACCUCUUCUCUCACGCUCCUUCCACCCGCCAGAGCCGCGACUCGGAGCCAACAUGCUUGUCGCCAUCUGAACUAUCGCUGAAAAACUCCUAUCAAGAACAAGAUGCAAUGCGACAAUUCAACGUGGUCUCCGCCGAGUCCCCCGCCGAGUCUCCGGAUGGCUCAACACCAAGUUCGUCUUCUGAGUCACCACGCAAUCAUCUUCGGAACCCGUCCGUAACGUCUUCUGCAUCGGCAGUACAUAGCGAAAACACUAUAAUGCCCUUUGGCUACGCAACGGAGGAUUGGAUGAACCCGGAUCUCGCGUCGGUCAAGGAGGAAUCGCUUUUUGGACUGGAUCUUUCUCUUCCGAAUAUGGAUGGCCCGUUUCAUGCGGACGCAGACCUUGAAUCAAGUAAUAAGGCCAUGGAUGCAGCAUUUGAUUUUGAGAGUGCCGCCAGUAGCCCCAGUCCUCUGAAAGCCGAGACGACGCCGCAGCCGAAAUAUACGAGGAAACCCAAGUCUCAAUUGCGAAGUACGUCGGGCGCUUCAGCUAGGCAAUCUGCGUCUCCGAUUCCUGGCACGGCCUUCUUUCCUCGAAGUACCAAGGAAGCAUCUCCCUUCUCAGUCUCCCGAAGUAUCAGUCAGGGAAAGUCUACGUUGGGCCCAUGGGGCGGUCAUUCUCCGUCAUCGAUCUUGGAGGAAAGCUUUGGUGGUAUCAACAUGAAUGGCUCUCCCAUGAACUCGAAUCUGAGUUUUGGACCAAACAGCUUUCCUUUUGGCAUCAACUUCGCGCCGUCCCCUUCUCCAAGCUUCAUGAAACCGGAGCCAACACAGCGUCACUUCCUGACUGUCCACCCCACAUCGCUCAAGUCGCGCGUGGAGACACAGAUUCCCAUCAGACUGACGCUUUUCCCGUUGCCGACCGGCGUGAAGAAAGUACGACUGCCUAGUCACACAAUCUCAAAACCCAAAUUCUUGGCGCCGUCGACCAUCGAACGUUCUCCGGAGAUUGUGGAGCUUUAUACAAGCCUUGUCUGUACUAGCGCAAUGCAAGAGCAGGACAAGCUCAAGAAAGCUUUCGCGAGAGCAAGAGGCGAAUCUCGAUACCGGUCCUCUAGCUCCAGCCCACGUGCUGCCGAUGACACUCAGGACGAGGACAAACCAUUAGAUGGAGGAGAAGUCAAGAUCUGUCCUGGUUGUAUACAGCGUGAACGAAAACGGGCGUUCCGGAAGAAGCAAAGGAAGCCAGAGGAAGACGAACUUUUCCAGAAGGACGAGGAGAAGCGAGUCAUCGUAUUUAACACCAACGAGAUUAAGGACUGGACCGAGCCCUCGAAAAACGCCAUACCUGGCUACGGGGAUGGUCAAACCCUGAACAUUCCGGCUGGGGCUAUGCAGGUCGAACUGCCGAUGCGAAUAGCAUGUUAUUGCAGGCAUCAGAAUGAGAAGCUUGGGUUUCAGGUAAUUUUCACUGUUAAAGAUCACAAAGACAAUGUCAUCGCUCAGGCGAUCACAAACUCAAUCAUGAUCACGGACGACCACAAAACCCAUGCUCCUCCAGCUCCGCCAGCUCCUGGUCCCUCACCCUCUUUGCCGGAUGGAACCCAAUUGCCAGGCGUUGGGGUCUUUCCCUCGAGCCCUAGUGUUGAGACAGGCAAAGCGCCAGCUUCUACACAGCAGUCGAAUCAAACGGCUUCAGCGACCGACUUGCAGGGACUCCAGCAACGUUUCAAUUCGCAGUAUCAGUUGCCUUCUGGCUCGUUUUCCCUUCAUCAGUCGUCAGCCAACGGCACAACUUCAAAUUCGCAAACACCGCGCAGUCUCUCGAGGCAGACCUCGCCGAAUGACUUUCAGGGCCCAAUGAGCAAGAGACGCAAGCAUAGUAACUCGGGAAGACUUCCCUCAGAGCUUACCAUGACCAAGUUAGAGAAUACGCAGCCAUCAGCUAACACUUCCAACUCCACGGCGCCCAGUACCGAACCACAGUUCUCAGGGGCCCGCGGAGUUGCGUCACCAGUGGAAAGGCCUUUUGUGACCUCGUCCGCCAUGUCCAGCCAAUUCCCCAAUAGCCCUCCAACGCCGAACAGUGGGGACAACAAUCCCUUCCUGAGUGUACACCCACAAAGCUUGGACAGUUUUAUUCAGCAGCAGCUAAUGUCUGCACCAAACUCCGCUCAGCCCAGUCGUCCCGGUACUCCAGGCGGCUCUAGGAACAACUUUCACGACCAGUCUUUCAAUUUGUCCCUUGGUCCAAACACGUCUGCUCCCAUGUGGCCACCGCUCAGUAAUGCCGGAAACCGGCUGCCCUCAGUCAUCCACAAGGUCGUUCCCGCCGAGGGUUCCAUCACUGGAGGCACUGAAGUUACUCUGCUGGGAAGCGGCUUCUACCCUGGCAUGGAAGUUGUAUUCGGUGACACCCUUGCCACUACCACCACAUUCUGGGGCGACAAGUGUCUUAAUUGCUUGACCCCUCCUGCACUGCAGCCUGGAAUGGUGCCAGUGGUGUUCAAGCACGAACAUCCCACAUUUGGUCAAAUUCAGACGCCUCAACCUCUGAUGCCGAAGCAGCAGCAAUUUUUCCGUUAUGUGGAUGACCGUGAGCUGCAGAUGUACCGACUAGCUCUCGGAAUCCUGGGACAGAAGCUCGGCAGUCAAGCAGAUGCGUUCCAAACGGCCCAGCAGAUCAUGGGUAGUGAUAUGAAGAGUGUUUUCAAUGUUCCCCAGGAUUUCCAAGGAAACUCGAGUGGACAUCAGCGACAAGUGCCUGGGUAUGAAUCGCAGGGUAAAUUGAGCGAUCUUGAUUCGAAGAUGUUGACUUAUCUCGAAUUUGUCGACCUCGACGAUAGCCCUCGUCCACCCAGGUACAACUCUCGCUCGGCGACAGGCCAGACGCUGCUCCAUUUUGCGUCGUCCCUGGGACUCACGAGAUUUGUUGCUGGACUCCUUGCACGAGGUGCCAACCCCGAUGUGCAAGACAAUUCGGGAAAUACCCCGAUGCAUCUGGCAGCUUUGAGCGGCCAUGCACACAUUGUCCAGCGGCUGCGCCUUGCGGGGGCCGAGACCACUGCUCGCAGCAUACGGGGAUAUACACCCGCAGAUUUGGCGACUACAUUACCCGCGCAUCAAGCUGCCCUCAUUCCUGCCCGCCACCGCUCACGUAGCGUUGGCUCACUGUCAUCUUCGCGCCGCAGACACAGUUCUGCGUCCUUGCACUCACUUUGGGAAUCCUCCUCAGCAUCAGGCUCCUUUGGUCAUGCUGUAGAUGACUCUGACGACGAGGAUGAUGAAGAGGAUGAGAUUGAGUUCACCAUGUCGCGGCGGUCCAGUCUGCAUCAUGAUCGACCAGGGCCAGUCCCUGCGCCCGAACAGCCACCUCAAGCGGAAGAUACGAGGCCAUUCUCUCCCCCAGCUGCUCUACUUGCUUGGCGCAAUCAACUCCAGACCCAAAUCAACCAGUUCCAGCAAAGUGUGGCCAACGCCUUUCCCAACCUACCUGCUCUGCCGCCGAUGCCUGCCUUACCUGACUAUCAGGCCAUGCGUCGUAUCACCAAUCUAGUCCCGCACAGGCCAAGUACUUCACGCUCGUCUAAGGAUGGCUGGUGGGAUAUGCUUACCGGCAACUCGGCUCCCGACAAUUCAGCACCAACCACGGCGGAGCUACCCUCUUAUGAGGAGCUUUACCCACAGCAAGAGAACCAGGUCGGAGAGGAUGAAGCGGCACGUCUAAAGAAGGCCAGCAUGUUACAAGCGGCUACAGAGGCAGCCCUUGACCAGCAUUUCGAGGCUCAGGCUAGCACCUCAGAGGCUGUUCUGACAAAAGCGGACAGCGAAGAGCUCAAAGACAUUCGGAUUGGUCGCAACGUGAUCUCCCGCGAACAGCAGAAACAUCUCCGAGAGCAGCAGGCACGGAGGAUGAAGGGUCUUGGAAAUGAUCGCAACCUUUACUUCAUCUGGAUCCCUCUCCUGCUUCUGGUGAUCGGUGCCUGGGUCCGUAGCUAUGUCCCGGGAAUUUGGGAAGGAAUCUACAGCGGCUACGAAUUUCUCAGAGCUCGCUAUGCGCAGCACGUUCUUGAAGUCGGUUCUUGAACGAUUUCACACCACCAUCCUUCUUACUAACAUCUUUUUGACUUGUUUCUUACCCUUCAUUUGAGCUGAGGCGUUACUUCCACUGGACUGGUGCUAUAACGGGCAUUUGUCAAUCCUUGUUUACUCGCGUGUGUGAUGUUUUU